This is a messenger RNA of Papaver somniferum (opium poppy), 1693 nucleotides long. RefSeq names its product TOM1-like protein 1. NCBI's taxonomy places the organism in Eukaryota, Viridiplantae, Streptophyta, Magnoliopsida, Ranunculales, Papaveraceae. The transcript is spliced from 3 exons. Gene Ontology annotation, biological process: protein transport to vacuole involved in ubiquitin-dependent protein catabolic process via the multivesicular body sorting pathway. The record is from RefSeq and is a predicted model, not a curated record. The coding region runs from base 178 to 1371 and encodes 397 amino acids. Gene Ontology annotation, molecular function: phosphatidylinositol binding; ubiquitin binding.
UUGAAAACUGAAAACAGUUUUACAAAACGCUAUCAAACAGGGUCUAAAAUUUUGAUUUGAUCUCGAAGUAAUUUUCUAGGGUUUAGUAUUGAUUCUUGAGAAACCCUACGUGGGUUUUGCAGAUUAGGUAUUCUUCAGUCAAGUUUCUUGUUGAGUUCGAAAUUAGGGUUUUGAAAGAUGAGUGAUAACUUGAUGGAAAAAGUGAGUGCUUUUGGGGGAAAAUUGAAGAUCGAAGGAGUUGAAAUAGGUAAAAAGAUGACAGCAGGAAUGAACUCGAUGAGUUUUAAAAUGAAAGAACUAUUUCAAGGCGGAGUAGGAGGAUCAAAUCAAGCUGAUAAAUUUGUUGAAGAAGCAACUUCAGAGACAUUAGAUCAACCUGAUUGGGCUACUAAUCUUGAGAUCUGUGAUAUGAUUAAUAGUGAACGGAUUAAUUCUGUUGAUUUUAUUCGUGGAAUUAAGAAAAGAAUUGUAUUGAAAAAUCCUAGGGUUCAGUAUUUGAGUUUAGUUUUACUUGAAACUUGUGUGAAAAAUUGUGAGAAAGCUUUUUCUGAAGUUGCUGCUGAAAGGGUUUUGGAUGAGAUGGUUAAACUUAUUGAUGAUCCUCAAACUGUUGUCAACAAUCUGAACAAAGCGCUUAUUUUGAUUGAAGCUUGGGGUGAAUCGGCUAAUGAACUUCGAUAUCUACCCGUUUAUGAAGAAACUUAUAAGAGUUUGAAAUCAAGAGGCAUUCGGUUCCGGCGUGACGAUGAGAGUUUGGCCCCUAUUUUUACUCCUGCACGUACUGUUGCAGAGUCAGAAGUAAUUAGUACUCGAUCACAUGAGGUUCACAAACACCAAGUGCCAAUGCUAUCUGCAGAACAGACAAAGGAGGAGUUUAAUGUGGCCAGAAACAGUAUUGAACUUCUCUCAACUGUUUUAUCCUCUUCUCCACAACAAGAUGCGUUACAGGAUGAUUUGACCACGACACUCUUUCAACAAUGCCACCAAUCACAAUUAACAGUGCAAAGGAUCAUUGAGACAGCAGGUGACAAUGAAGCAGUUCUCUUCGAAGCCUUGAAUAUCAAUGACGAAAUCCAAAAGGUCCUUUCCAAGUAUGAAGAACUUAAGAAGCCAUCUGUUGCCCAUGCUGAAGCAGAGCCCGCAAUGAUACCCGUAGCUGUUGAACCCGAUGAAUCCCCUCGUCUCAGUAAAGAAGAUUCCUUGAUCAGGAAAUCAGCAGGUUCUCGCAUCCCACGAGGGGGUGAGAAUGAUGACAUGAUGGAUGAUCUAGAUGAAAUGAUCUUCGGCAGGAAAUCAGGGGCUACGUCUGAGGCAGGGCAGGAUGGUAAUAAGAAGCCAUCACAACCAAAAGAUGAUCUUAUCAGCUUUUAGACUUUCACGAUACUUGCAGAAUCUGUGUUUUUAGGCCAUGUGAGGUCUUCUUGAUGAUGUCCUUAGUAAUGUUGAUGAAAACUUGCAACUUCAUAAGAAGGAAGUUACAGAACUUCUCUGACCACAUCAUGUUAGAAUUGUUUUAAACUGCAUAUUACUGCAAGUAUAAUGUUCAUAGACAGGCUUGACCCCGGUAUAUACAGAAAGAUUUAUUUUGUUUUAUGUGUACUGAUUCUUGAUCGGUUUGUUGACCAGACUUGGAUUAUCUGUAGGCACGACUGUAUUUCUUUUGGUUGCUGCUGUUUUAGAAUCUUUUCAUAGA